ACCAGCGACACCCAUCCAGAACGUACCCUACAGCUUUACAGUAACACACGUGAUUUCUUAGAAACCCUGCGGAGGGAGGGGGAGAGGCAGGAGAGGAGAAAAGAACGUUUACAAAUGUUUAUUUCAAAUAUCAGAUAGGGUGUUAGGUAGAUGGCUGGCUAUUGGAGGGCAAGCAGUGAAGGGGAGGUGUAAAGGCAGCAAUGAGGAAGUACAUACAGUUAUUAUAUAUCUAUUGCUGAGCGAAGCAGGAAACAACAUGAGAAAAAAUGAGUUUUACCGUGCGAGACGUGCUGGUCAGAAACCUGGAAGAAUUAGGUGAAAGAAACUUUAAAAGAUUCCGGACCAAACUAAACGAGUUUCCAGUGGAAGGACCGUACAGGAGCAUUCCGAAGGCACGUCUGGAGAAGGCGGACGAAGACGAUGUUGCAGAUCUCAUUCUUGCAGCUUAUUCCAAUCCCUACGGGGUAACGGUGACCCUCGAGGUGCUGCGGCAAAUCAACCAAAAUCAAAUAGCAGAAAAAUUAGAACAAGACUUGGAGAAAGCCAGCAAUUACAAGAAGCCAAGUAACGGAGACAAACCUGCUGCUGCAGAGCACUUCGUGGACAGACGCAGGGCAGAGCUGAUCAGCAGGAUGGGUCUGGUGGAUCCUGUACUCGAUGAUCUCCUGUCCAGGAAGCUUCUUACAGAUGAACAUUAUUCCAUUGUCCGUAGUAAGGCCACCUCUCAGGACAAGAUGAGGGAGCUCUAUGGAUUUUCCAGAUCUUGGGGUGUUGGUGACAAGGAUGCUUUCUAUCAGAUACUGCGGAAACACAACGAACCGCUCAUCAUUGACCUGGAACGCUCUUAAAGGAACUAGAUUGUGAGCCUUUCUGGCAAGGUCCUGUGUGUCUUUACCUCACACCAGUCACUUGGCUAUUGUUUGCAUUUUAAGGGGCCACGUGGUACCUCAUCAUGUCCACAUUUCCAGCCACUAACCACGUGACGCCCACAUUACCUGCCUUACAUGUGCCCUAUCCAUAAAUGUGAAUUCAGCCUUGUAAUGGGUGUUAAACGACCGGUAGGAUACCAGACAUUAGUAAACCUGAUUUUAAAUAAAGUACAUAACUGAGGGAUAAACUGAAUCCAACGCUCCAGAAUGGGAAGAGUUUGAUAGAAAGUUGAAUCGGGAGGUUAGAGAUCAGAGCAGACGGUAACGGUUCUGCACAUCAUGUUGGGGCAUUGGAAUUGUACUGAAUGGAACUUUACAUUUUUAUUAACUCAUUUAUAUUGAGAAUUUUAAUGAAAUUACUUGUCUAUUUUUCCCACUCCACUUUCUGGUAGCAAUCUCUAUACACCUUGGUCAGACUGCCAGUAAUCCCAACCAGUGCUCAUUAUUUUAUCAUCACUGCUUGAUUGUGUGUGGUUUUUUACGUCUGAGAGGAAAAAGUGAAUUCUCCUAAAUUUCCAUAUAUCCGAUGUAAACAAAAUUAAGAGAUGUUAUAUUAUAAGAUAAACAUGAUAUAAACACAUUUUAACGACAGUUCUCCUUUAAGAAUGACACAAUUGCACACAUAUGUUGGUGCGUCAUAGGUUAAUGUUUUACAUCACGCCGUGUCAUCAGGUGAGGCUCCGUAGGGGCCCAGGCCACUGGGGGACGUGGGAAUGACUGGUUGCAAGCAUUACGGGCUUGUCCAAGAAAUAGGUUGUAUGGACGUUGUUACAGGUACAACUAGUGUUUAAUUAAUGGAGUUAAUUAAAAACUGCAAUAAUUACCUCUGCAGGGUUAAGGGUCCUGGGAUUCUGCACCCAAUAGCUUAUUAAAUCGAUCUUGGCAAUGAUCAUUUUUAAUCGUAAGUAUGAGCCCUUUUUUAAUUCCAUUAGGUUUUUAUAUAGAAUUACCUAUUGUUUAAUUAUUCCAUUGACAGCUGUCGCUAGUCAUAGAUCCCCUGUAUAUCUGCGCUCAGUAACGCUGAUUGAUCGGAUAAUAUUUUGGGGUACAGGUUAAGGAUUUGUCUCUGACACAAUAUUACAUUCCAUUGACCUCGCUGGCAAACAUUGUCAUUACAAGGCUGAACAUCCGUUAUCAUUUUUAAAGAAAUUUUACAUAUAGAAUACUGAAUAAAAUGUAUGAAUAAAAAUACAAUUGUUUUUG
Messenger RNA from Pelobates fuscus (common spadefoot toad), 2132 nucleotides. RefSeq names its product apoptosis-associated speck-like protein containing a CARD. The record is from RefSeq and is a predicted model, not a curated record. Bases 267 to 848 code for a protein of 193 amino acids. NCBI's taxonomy places the organism in Eukaryota, Metazoa, Chordata, Amphibia, Anura, Pelobatidae. Gene Ontology annotation, biological process: inflammatory response; regulation of apoptotic process; innate immune response. The transcript is spliced from 3 exons.